Molecule: messenger RNA, 4579 nt
Organism: Alosa alosa (allis shad)
Lineage: Eukaryota; Metazoa; Chordata; Actinopteri; Clupeiformes; Clupeidae
Gene: lhfpl2b
Product: LHFPL tetraspan subfamily member 2b
Exons: 3
Coding region: 976-1647 (223 amino acids)
Cellular component (GO): membrane
Source: RefSeq, a predicted model, not a curated record
UACACAAAUGCAAUUACACAGAGAGGCAGAAACAUAAGCACACCUUCCCUCACUGAACAAUAUGGAAAUAUGGCCUAGCGCAGAUAAAAUACGGCUCUAUUGUUUGUUGUUAGCCCUGAGGGGACGACACAAAGCUUAAUUAAGGACACUUCACAAGAAACUUCAAGUGAGGUGACACGGGAGAGUGCUACUUUGUCAAUAAUUUUGAGGAGGAGUGCGGUAAGGAGUGUGUGGUGCGGCACGGCGGCAUGCUCUCACCCUCUAACUGUGUUUUGCUCUGGCUUCCCACACCUGCAAGUGUUGACACGUCUGCAGCUGUGUGACUGAUUGCAUAAACUUGGCUGCGGUCGGUCCCAAAGCUCUCUGUGUGUCUGUUUGCUCACUCUAGUGCCUCACCUGUUUCAUGGGUGAAAUGGAAAGUCACUUCGCACUCUUAUUUAAUCCCAAUACACAAUACGCCUCCUCAGCAGAACUACUUGAAGCGUACUUACAUGGAUUUAUUUUUGAAGAAUCUCACAUGUGACACUCUAUUAUUGUGUCUGUAAGAUAUUAUCGGUUACUCUGGUCUGCCUAGGCUUUUUUCCUCAAAACCCGGGGGACGCUAACAAGUACCAGCUGUUUUUUUUUCCUCUGAGGAGUUCUCUGACGGAGUUUCGGGAGGGCUCUGGGACCACGCUGUGAUGUGAGUCAUCGGCAAGAAGCUGUCAGCGGCAAAAAAUCUGCUCUCCACCUCCCCACCCCCCUCCAGCCUGACAUCUGUGAAGAGAUGUUUACAUGGACCCCCUCUCAUCUGGAUGACACACAGUGACCCAUUGCCUCAGCGGGCCCUUUGACACACACCACCAACUUUUUUUUCCCUCAUCAAGAACAUCACUUCUCCUGUUCCACUAAGAGUGGGUUUUUAUUUAGUGCUUUUCGCACCGCUGUACGCCCAAGGCCAGAGCUAGAGCCCAAGAGGGAGCCAGGACCGGAGCCAUGUGUCAUGUGAUUGUAACGUGCCGCUCCAUGCUGUGGACUCUGCUGAGCAUCGUGGUGGCGUUCGCCGAGCUCAUCGCCUUCAUGGGCCCCGACUGGCUGGUCAGUCCGCCCAGCGGGCCCAUCUCCACCAACGGGAGCUACCGUCUCUCGUCCAGGCCCCACCGUCCCACGCUGGGCCUGUACGCCCGCUGCCGGAAGGUGCCCUACCACCACCGCGACAUCCAGUGCGGGCCCUACGCCGCCCACUUCGGGGAGAUCGCCAGUGGCUUCUGGCAGGCCACGGUCAUUUUCCUGGCAGUGGCCAUCCUCAUACUGUCCGUGGUGGCGCUCUUUGCUGUCUUCAGCAUGUGUUUCCAGAGCAUCAUGAGGAAAAGCAUCUUCAACGUCUGUGGCCUGCUUCAGGGUAUUGCAGGUCUGUUCCUCAUCAUGGGUCUGAUGUUGUACCCGGCCGGCUGGGGCUGUGUCAAGGUCAAGCAGUACUGCGGCGAGGACAGCUCACCGUACCGAGUGGGCGACUGCUCGCUGGGCUGGGCCUUCUACGCGGCCAUCGGCGGCACCGUGCUCACGUUCUUCUGUGCCAUGUUCUCCGCCCAGGCCGAGAAAGCCACGUCGAGCGACAAGGUCCAGGACGAGAUUGAAGAGGGAAGAAGCCUUGUUUGUGUGCUGUGAAAAGAGGGAGAGAAGGAGAAAAAAACAGCCCAGCACAACACAGCCUCGGCAUUACAAGGGCCAUGAUUUCAAAAGGGAUCGUAAAGUUGUCAUUUUACCACAUUAGAACCACUGUCAUCAAACCAGGACGCACAAGGCCAGCAUGUCAUUUUAGUGAGGUCAUGACAGUCUCCUCUUAAGCAGCCGGCAUGAAAGGAGGGAAUUUUAACCCACCCGUUUGUCCCCGGCUGGUAAAUUUGUCUAGGGUGAGGUAAAUACCAGCAUUCCUUUACACACCAGCCCUAUACUGUUUUACUUAGCAUGGAAUAGGCAUUUUAGGUAUGUAGUUAGACAAAACGAAACCAAGGACAUCACUACCACUUUUAUAUUACUGAAAGUAUACUAGAAAGGCCUUUGUUUGUUUUUGUGAAGAAAUGUAAUAGAUGAGGUGAAUGUACUUUGAGAAAAGAUAUCAAGUGGUGCUAAAAAAGCACUAGAUGUGUAGAUAUCUCAUGGCAUUUUAUGAAGAAUGAUCAAAAUCCUAGUAUGUGUUAGCCAGUAUGUCCCGUUGAUUACAAUGUUUCCAAGUUCAAUUCUAAUAGCAAUUUUGUUUGCCUGGGACUCACAUAGAAAUCCUGGAAUGAGUACAACACAAGACAAAUGAGAAUGAUUCACUUCGAAGACUUUGAAAAAGAAAUAGCGACAUACCACGCUGCUGCUUUGCAUGGCUUCAGUGUUUCGUUUACCCUUAUUUGGCUGUAGAUUCUGUAAUGGGGAAAUCUACUGCCAGAGAAACAACAUAUUUUGAAUUACUGUAAUAUGUGCCUUGUAGCUUUGCCACUCUUUACAAAUAUGGAUCACAUGGAGACAGACGGGCAGUGAGAACCGCGGUUAGCUCAGCAUCUAAGUCUGUACGUGUGUGGGAGACAAUCUGCUUUCACAUGGGGGUGUUCAAUUGGGGCCAUGGCAGCUUGGUCACAUGUUCCCAUAAAUGGUGCAACGGGAAACUCUCUCUCCAACACACAUUUCACGAAUCAAUAAUGUUUACGCUCUUUUAUCUCGAGUUUACCGGUGAAACUGGACCCUGCAAAGUUACCAAGCCGUUGGUAAAAAAAGCACAUUUGGUGAACAUAUGGAGUUUAGGAAAGAGUUGCUAAGCGAUUAUGUGGAAUAUUUGUGGUCCUCAGUACACAGUAGGACUGCAAACACAGCAAAGAAGUGAUAUCAUUCCAUAGAACAGCCAGCGAUAGGGGGGCUGAAGGGGAGGGCUGAAUAUUGGUACAGCUGAUUCAGUCAUGAUUACAGAAGAUAAUACAUGGCAUUGUGAGUAUCCUGAUAUGAUAUAUGAUAUAUAUCCUGAUGUCACAUCAAAUACCAAGAACUCAUCUUUUUGAAUUAUUAGUGUUAAUCAUAUAUUGUCAUGGAUAGGCUACUAACAAGUUCAUUUGCUUUCAUAGCUCACUAUAUGGUGUUUAGAAUGUCUUAGCCAUGUCUGUGUUAAUAAUACUACUCAGUAUUUUUGAACGAUAUCGUCUUUAAAAAAGCAGAAACAGAACAGAAGAAUGAGGCCCUUGUAUAUCACAAUACUGUCAGAGAAUUGUGAUGCAUUAGAUUAUGUUAGAUGCGUCAGAAUAAUUGUCCUUUGUGAUACCCACCUCCAUCACUUACACUUUUGUAAUGCAUUUUAACCACUACCAGUGUCCAACCACUACUACUACACCAAUACUGACUAGCAUUCUGACCACUUACGGCUCCUCUCGGUUAACCAAUCAAUGGGGCUGGGAGCAUUUUACAUUAAGCUUUUUCUGGUGACGAUUUGGAAUCACAAAGAAGCUGUGCUUUACUAUAUGAGGAUUGCUUUAUACCAAAGAUUCUAGAACAGAGCUCUGUUCUAGAAUCUUUGCUUUAUACUGCACUCAUUAAAAAGCUGGAAAUAUACUUUAUGCUCUCACACUCCAUUUUUGUUUUGUUUUUCUUUCCUUCUUCUUUUAGCCUUUUCAGAUGAUAAACCGUUAUCGUGUCAUGCAGUACUUUAUAAAAAUAGCCAGCCUACCCGCCAUAGUGGUUUUGAUGCACCUUUGUUAUCAAAGACAAAACAAAAACAAAACAGCUUUAAACACAUAUUCUACCAAACGCUUCUUCAUACCUCUUGCAGACUGACAAUUUCUCCACACAAAAACACAGACAGCGACAUUAUCCAACAAUUCAUUUCGGUGUGGCCCAGGAUGAGUUGAAGCUGUGGUUUAAAGCAGCGGUUUUAGAGAGAGAAAAAAACAACAUGCACAAAAACAUUUCUUCAUCUUUUACUCCAUGGCAAGCACUAUAAUAUGUCGUGGCAUUAAAAUGCCACCAUAACCACCAACACUUUGCUCAGGCUUAUGGUGUGGUAUGGCUCUGGAGUACUGUAUUGACAUGCAUUUGCUGUUGUUUUUUUAUGUGUUUUUGAAUUGCUGUUUGUUGUCUAAGGUGCCAAACUAAUUGCUGUGCAUGACAUUGCUUUCUUCUGUCAUCUGUUGCAUCUAUAUGUACUGUGGUGCAUGUGAGAGAUGAGAUGUGCAAUAUUCCACUAUAGUGCCCUCUGGUGGCAGAAGGACCAGGGUGCAAGCUGAGGGAAAAUCAGCUCAGACUUAUUGCUGUAUCUUCUGCCUCUAAUCUGUUUCAAUUGAAGCUAUUCUUAAAAAUAAGGAAGUGAGUUUCAUGAUUUUCUAUGAUUAGCAAAGAAUCUCAUUUUAUUGCUAGAAAUGUAGUCAGUAGAAAUUAACUGUUCUAUUAACACAUGAUUCCAUUCAUGAGAAGCAAAACUUUUUUUGUGCUCUCUCAUUUCAGACUUCAGCAGUGGGAUUAAGCAAUGUGGGAGUUCAAAUAAUGUAACAUACUCUUUGCUUUUCUGUUUCUUUGAAAUUGGAAGUUCUUAUGUCAUUUUUUUUAAAUAAAAGAAAUAUCACCCUGAAAA